Molecule: messenger RNA, 4634 nt
Organism: Pteropus alecto (black flying fox)
Lineage: Eukaryota; Metazoa; Chordata; Mammalia; Chiroptera; Pteropodidae
Gene: OAS3
Product: 2'-5'-oligoadenylate synthetase 3
Exons: 16
Coding region: 431-3661 (1076 amino acids)
Biological process (GO): defense response to virus; negative regulation of viral genome replication; regulation of ribonuclease activity
Cellular component (GO): cytosol; membrane; nucleoplasm
Molecular function (GO): double-stranded RNA binding; 2'-5'-oligoadenylate synthetase activity
Source: RefSeq, a predicted model, not a curated record
ACCUCCGCCCCCGACUCGCUGCCUUUCCCUGUCUCUAGCCGUCUUGCUCACUAUCCUCGGCUCCUUAGACCCUCUCACCUUCUGCCUCUGAGAGGAGACCACUCACUCUGCAGUACUAUCCUUUUUCUAAUCAACGUUCCUGUUGACUCUAACUUUGGCGAGUGUGUUGAAUCCUUUCUACACUCUCCACCAGAGGACCCUCUCUACCUCUCCAUAAGGGGCUUUUAAAAAGCCCCCCCCCGGGGGGGGGCGGGGAGGGGGAUUUGCAUCACAACUAUUUAGGAAGAGUUGGCUCCCCUUAAGAAUAAAGUGUAGGGGUGAGAGCUUGCUCUGGGGUUGCAACCGGCCUGGCAGCUUUCCACCUACCGUGUCCUUGGACAAAUGCCUAGAUGCUCUGUUCCGUGACUUCCUCGCCUGUUGAGUGGCUGUGAUGAUAACAGCUCCUUCAUCGUGGUUGUCGGGAGGAAUAAGUGCGAGGAUCUAUGUAAAGCGGAACAUACAGCACGACGAUUCUGUCUUUGUUACUUACUUUCGCUUAAGUAAUGCUCUGCUUACAUUACUCCGCGCCAGCGCAGAGGGAGGCUCCUCUGGCCGGGGCACAGCUCUGCGAGGGGGCUGUGACGGUGAACUUGUCAUCUUCCUCGACUGCUUCAAGAGCUAUGAGGACCAGAGGCCUCGCCGUACAGAGAUCAUCAAGGACAUGCAGGCACUGCUGAAGUCCUGGUGGCAGAACCCAGUCCCCGGGCUGAGCCUCGAGUUUCCUAAGCAGGACACGCCCGGGGUCCUCCGGUUCCGACUGGCAUCUACAGACCCUGAAAACUGGAUGGAUGUUAGCUUGGUGCCCGCCUUCGACGCUCUGGGGCAGCUCAGGUCCAACGUCGAAGCCAAGUGCCAGGCCUACUCGACCCUCCUGGACAGCGGCUGUCAGGGGGGCGAGCACGCGGCCUGCUUCACAGAGCUGCGGAGAAACUUCGUGAACACUCGCCCACCCAAGCUGAAGAACCUGAUCCUGCUGGUGAAGCACUGGUACCGCCAGGUGUGCCCACAGGAGUCGAAGAAGAAGAUGCCCCCAGCCUAUGCUUUGGAGCUGCUGACCAUCUUCGCCUGGGAGCAGGGCUGUGGGAAGGAUGCCUUCAUCCUGGCCCAAGGCCUCCGGACCGUCCUGGGCCUGAUCCAACAGUACCAGCACCUGUGUGUUUUCUGGACCAUCAACUACAGAUUCGAGGACCCCACAGUUGGGACGUUCUUGCGGCGCCAGCUUGAGAGACCCAGGCCCGUGAUCCUGGACCCUGCUGACCCCACGUGGGAUGUGGGGAACGGGGCCGCCUGGCGCUGGGAUCUGCUGGCCCAGGAGGCAGAGUCCAGCUAUGACGAGCCGUGCUUUCUUCAGGCGGCGAGGGAUGCUGUGCAGCCCUGGGAGCUGCCAGGCCUUCUACAUGCUGGGAGCUUGGUUUCGAACCACCGUGUCCUGGGAGACUCUGUUCCGAAGACCCCCAGGGACAGCAGCAGUCUCAGUGCUGUGUGCCCAAGGUCAGGGAGCAGGCAGCCCCCACGCCUGGCUCCUGACCCCUUAGUGGUGGCCAGCAUCACCCCCUCUAUGCCAGGGGGGGUCUCAGAUCUGUCUCAGAUCCCUGCCAAUGAGCUGGACCGCUUCAUCAAAGACCACCUGCAGCCAAAUCCCCAGUUCCUGAAGCAGGCGAACAAAGCCAUUGACGGCAUCCUGAGCUGCCUCAAUAAGAACUGUGUCUACAAGGCCUCGAGAGCCAGCAAGGGAGGCUCAUUCGGCCGGGGCACGCACCUCAGGGGUGGCUGUGAUGUCGAACUCGCCAUCUUCCUCAACUGCUUCAAGAGCUUCAAAGACCAGAGGGCCCGCCGUGCAGAGACCCUUGAAGAGAUGCGGGCACAGCUGGAAUCCUCAUGGCAAGAUCCCGUCCCCGACCUGAGCCUCCAGUUUUCAAAGCACACUGUGCCCGAGGCUUUGCAGUUCCAAUUAGUGUCCACGACCCUAGGAAGCCAGAUGGACGUCAGCCUGCUGCCCGUCUUUGAUGCCGUGGGGCCGCUCAGCUCUGGCACCAAACCUGAGCCCCAGGUCUACUCGACCCUUUUGGUUAGCGGCUGCCAGGAGGGCGAGCAUGCCGCCUGCUUCACAGAGCUGCGGAGAAACUUCGUGAACACUCGCCCACCCAAGCUGAAGAACCUGAUCAUGCUGGUGAAGCACUGGUACCGCCAGGUUGCAGCUCAGAACAAAGGAGAGCGGCGGGGCUGUGCCUCCCUGCCCCCAGCCUAUGCCCUGGAGCUCCUGACCAUCUUCGCCUGGGAGCAGGGCUGUGGGAAGGAGAGUUUCAACAUGGCGACAGGCCUAAGGACCGUCCUGAGCCUUGUCCAAAAGCACCAGCAGCUCUGUGUCUUCUGGACAGUCAACUAUAGCUUGGAGGACCCAAGUCUCAGAACACACAUGCUUGGCCAGCUUCGCAAACCCAGGCCCCUGAUCCUGGACCCUGCCGACCCUACCUGGAACGUGGGCUGCGGCAGCUGGAAGCUACUGGCCGAGAACGCAGCAGCCUUGGAGACUCAGGCCUGCUUGAUGAGUAGAGAAGGGACGCCUGUGGAACCGUGGGACGUGAUGCCCGCUCUCCUCUAUCAGACCCCCGCCGAGGACCUCGACAAGUUCAUCACUGCAUUCCUCCAGCCCAACAGCCAGUUCCUGGCUCAGGUGAACAAGGCCGUCGAUGCCAUCUGCUCAUUCCUAAGGGAAAACUGCUUCCGGAAUUCUCCCAUCAAAGUGCUCAAGGUGGUCAAGGGUGGCUCUUCAGCCAAAGGCACAGCUCUGCAAGGCCGCUCGGAUGCCGACCUCGUGGUAUUCCUCAGCUGCUUCAGCCGGUUCACGGAGCAAGGGAACAUGCGGGCCGAGAUCAUCUCGGAGAUCCGAGCGCAGCUGGAGGCGUGUCAGCGGGAGUGGCCGUUCGAAGUGAAGUUUGAGAUCUCCAAGUGGGAGAAUCCCCGCGUGCUGAGCUUCUCGCUGACGUCCCGGACGAUGCUGGAACAGAGCGUGGCCUUCGACGUGCUGCCAGCCUUCGACGCCCUAGGCCAGCUGGUCGCAGGCUCACGGCCCCGCCCCCAGGUCUACGUGGACCUGGUGCACAGCUACAGCCACGCGGGCGAGUACUCGCCCUGCUUCACGGAGCUGCAGCGGAACUUCAUCGUCUCUCGCCCCACCAAGCUGAAGAGUCUGAUCCGACUGGUGAAGCACUGGUACCAGCAGUGCAACAAGAUGCCCAAGGGGAAAGGCUCCCUGCCGCCCCAGCACGGGCUGGAACUCCUGACCGUGUACGCCUGGGAGCAGAGCGGGCAGGGCACCCAGUUCAACAUGGCCGAGGGCUUCCGCACUGUCCUGGAGCUGGUCACCCAGUACCACCAGCUCUGCAUCUACUGGACUGUCAACUACAACUACGAGAACAAGACCGUCGCAGACUUCCUGAAGCUGCAGCUUCAGAAGCCCAGGCCCAUCAUCCUGGAUCCCGCUGACCCGACAGGCAACCUGGGCCACAAUGCCCGCUGGGACCUGCUGGCCCAGGAAGCCGCAGCCUACACGUCCGCCCUGUGCUGCAUAAGCCGGGAUGGCAGCCCCGUCCAGCCAUGGCCCGUGAAGGCUGCUGUGUGAAGCCCGGAAAAUCAGCGGUCACCAGAUGGACGGAUGGACACCAGCCUUCAGCAUGGAGAGACUCAGGGGCACCUGCCAGAUGUGUGUGUGUGUGAGAGAGAGAGAGAGAGAAUUAAGAGAUUGAGAUUCAGUGAAUCCACUCUCCUCAGUCCAGCCUCCCAGCUGACAUUCCUGCCUGCCGGCUCUGCCCUCUCCUCCAGGCAGCCCCCUCUGCUUACCCAGCCUCGCCGAACUUCAUUGAAUCCCCCCGUAUCAGACUACCCAUUCCACACACUCCCCUGCCUCCUGCUGCCUACACACUGGAGUCCAGAUGCCAUGGGUUGGCACCAGCCUGGGGUUCCAGCUUUUCUAUCACCAUUAUGACUCUCUGUUCUCAGCUGCAUCUCACACUGCACCCUGCUCCCGCCGAGAAUGUCCUCCUUCCCCCCGGUUUCUGUCUGCCCGUCUACACAAGCUCACAUCCUUCUUCCUGAAAACCAUCCAUGACCUCCCAAUGGCUUCUCCUCCUUCCCCAAUCCAAGAACUUUUCAUCUUGGCAAAAUUUUCAUCUCUUUUUUUCAGCCACACUCAGUUGGUUAUGGCUGCCCAGAGCUCUAGGUUUUGAAGGAUUCUGAAGAAUGGAUAGCUGGGAAGAGUGACCUAAUCAGUGAGUGAUGUCUGUCAUGGAUGCAGCAUGGGAAAGGAGGCAUAAGUGCCGUGAUCGAUUAGCAAUGUCUGGCCCGGAUGCAGGAAGAAGGUGCUCGCAGAACUGCAGUAUAUGUCUGGACUAUCAAGAAGCCCUCUGAGCUCAGCCGCCAGCAGGAGAGCAUGCCCAGAUCGGUUAGCUUUGUCUGCCAUAGAUGCGGACCGAGGGAGUGGGGACAUGCAGGCCAUGUGGUCCCUCUCCUUGAACACUUCAUUGGAUACCUUUUCAUCGGAGGCCUCCUUUCGUUCGCCCUUCCUGUUUCACUCAUCUUCCCAGUUUCACUCAUCU